Molecule: messenger RNA, 8998 nt
Organism: Apis mellifera (honey bee)
Lineage: Eukaryota; Metazoa; Arthropoda; Insecta; Hymenoptera; Apidae
Gene: Ubx
Product: ultrabithorax
Exons: 6
Coding region: 4823-5857 (344 amino acids)
Biological process (GO): negative regulation of transcription by RNA polymerase II; anterior/posterior pattern specification
Cellular component (GO): nucleus
Molecular function (GO): RNA polymerase II cis-regulatory region sequence-specific DNA binding; DNA-binding transcription factor activity, RNA polymerase II-specific
Source: RefSeq, a predicted model, not a curated record
UGUUAAAACAAAUAAUUUAAUAUUCUCGGAUACAAGUUUCUACUAUUUUCUCGUUAAAAAACGAGAAGAGGAUAUAAACGAUAGAUAGAAAAAGAUACUGUGCCAAAAAGGAUAUUGCAAAAUCGGGGAACGAGAGAUUAAACCAUGCUUCGAAUUCGAAUCUAUAAGUGUUUUGCUCCUCCGGGAAUCGGGCGGCGGCACGUGUCAAAGGGUGGAAGAAGAAGAAGAAAUUCAGCAAGCGGGCAAUAAUGCGCAAGCGCGAACUGCGAUGGAGUUACUGGGGAUGCAAACGUGAAUGAGCAAGACGGCGCCUAUAGUCAAGAUGGCUGCCCUACUCCCUCCAUCGCGUCUCCCAUCGCUAUACCGGUUGGCGCGCCUGCCUCGAGGAGAGAGAACCGAAGCCAGCUCACGUCGCUAGCCAGAAACGGAUACAUACAAUCGCAUACUGUUUCGUCUACUCACUUACCCCAAAUAUUUUUAAACUUCUGCCGCAUACUCUUUUUUCUUCCUCUUUUUUCUCAAUGCGGCGCUUGCCGUUUCGGCUUUUCGGUAGUUUCGUUGACUCUUGAUGUAUACAGCCUUCCGAAAUUCUCGUCGUCGUCGUCGUCGUCGUCGUCGAUUUUCCGUGAAAAGACACGCACGAAAAUGUAUCGUCGUGCGCUUGCCGACGCUCGCACAGCGCAACGCUGUUUGACACGACGCAGGAGUAGAAAAGAGAACGACAAGGAGGGGAACAGUGGUAAGGGCGGGUUACGUGAAAGAUACAUGUAAGAGGGGAAGUUUGAAAUUUCCGAUCCAUCUCAUUCGCACCAUAAAAAUAAUGCAUCUGUUUCUACGUUUACGUUUUAAAUUUCUUGCUACAUUGCUAACGUAUAAAUACAUCGACUUGAAAAAUUAACGAGGAAUGAAAAGAUUAAUCGUAAAAGAUAUAUAAAGCUCGUUUAAAAACUAUUCUUAUUUGUGAAUUGUAACAUUUUCAAAAUCAUUAUUAUAUUCAUUCAUAUUAUAUCGUUAAAAAUAAAAAUGGGAUAUUAUUUUAAUUUUUAUCGCGAGAAAUUAUUAGUAAUAAAAUUCUAUAGAAAACAAGAAGCAAGCUCCUUUUUCUUGAGCUUGCUGAACCGAGUUUUAUAAUAGGUGCGCGCGUGUAAAAUCAAACAAUAUUGAUCGUUAAAACCGCCAUAGAAGCGAUAGUUUCUCUCGACGUUCAAACGUUCGCGGAAGAUUUUCUAAAUCGCAUAGCAGUAACCGAGAUUCUUACCUGUGAGUCAAAAGAGGCGGUCUAAGGAUAGGCAAAAGAGGUUAGAAGAGUGCGAACUCGGGAGGAAGAAGGAUAAAAUGAACGAAGGCUGCGACAGAUGGACCGUGCGCGGAAGGUGGAAGGAGAAUCCUAAGAUGGCUGCCGUGUGAGCACGGUGUACGCGUCGCGUGGAACAACAACGUGGGUGAGCUAACGGGUGCCCGAAGUGGAAGUGCAAGCCAUAACUCGGUGAUUUUUCUCGGGAGUGAAUUCCAUUCUUGUCGACGAGUUUCGUUAAAAACGUUUUCGUAAACCGGCAGAAACGUUGCUCGACGCACGGCCACGCCCUUGGCACGGGCAGCCAUCUUGCGUGUCAGCUGAGCGCGAUGCACCACGGUAGUCAGUGUUGCAACCUUAGCAACCAUCACGCGACUUGCGCUGCGUUUGCUCUUUGCCAACAUUGGUUAACGCUAUUGUACAGAACCUCAGCAGCCUCUACUUUAAAUAUAAUUCCUAGCUGCUACUCCAGACGGGGGAGGGGGGAGGCCUACCAGCUAAGCUCGAUGAGGUAGACGUAUGGCGAAGUAGGUGGGUUAUAUCCUAACAUUCAUAAUGGCGAAAGUGAACGAGCAAAUAGUCCGGGUCCGGCCCCUGAGAGCAGCUUAUGAUGGGCAUUACUCGGCUCGUUACGGAAUAAUUUACGAGGUGCGAACCGCGGGGGCGAUAAUCCAGCGACAUUUACAUCCCAAUAAACAUUCCCGAUACUGGUGGCGGCGCGCGCCACGGCGCUUGCCCACUUUCCCUCCCGAACCUCACUUUUACGGCGUUUUAAUUGUAGUCUAAUUGGUCCGUAAAACGUCCAAGUAUCUCGUAAAAGACGUUUAUGAUAACAUUCUUGUCGUUCGUACCGGCGAUCGCGUCAUCGUCGAAUCCGCAGACAAGAACAUAAGACCGGUUCAACCUGAAUCUCGUAUCUUAUAGACGGGGAGAUACGGUUCCCAAAUCGGGCAAAUAUUUACUAAAUCUUCCUUCCUUUCCCAUUCGUCUCUCCUUUACUUUCGUUUCGUUCGAUCGCGUGACGAUCAAACGUAAAGAGUGGACCGUUCGCAAAGACCGUUUUCGGCAAUAACGAUAAUCGCAAGGUGCCUCGUUGAUGUUGGUCGUUUGAACGUCUGAAUGGAUCUGGCAGCGUUAGUUCGCGGCGAAAUACAGAGGUGGCAGUGCACGUAUCCCCGCGAGCUGUGGGGGCGCCGGGAGGGCGAGGGGAACGAGCGGGUAGGAAAGGAAACGUUGCGUGACGCGCGUGGCGUGCAGCUUUCGCUCUACCGUACGGCGGCCGAUGUGUCUGUAUCCACGGCUGCUCGCGUGUUUCCACUGGUGGGGGUAACACGGGGCGGCGCCUAACCAGUCAUGGGCGUCGUUCCAAGUUGGAACUACUUUCACAUGGCGUAGGAAUUUUCGUGCUGUACCGGCGUGGUACUCGUGACGAAUUCAAUUCUGAUUGGUCCUUAAGCAUAACCUCCUCCCUUGGCACCCUGUUUUCUUCCCCCUCCUCCUCACCUUUACAGCGACGCGGGCCAACACUUCUCAUCUCCCUCUUAGCUACCGCAAUUUCGCGUCUUACUCUCUCUCCCUCUCUCUCUCUCUCUCUAUUUCUCUUUCCCCAGUCUCGCUCUUUCUCUUUCUCUUUACCUUUGCUAGUACUCUUACUCCCUACGUAGCAACCGUGUGUUUUCGUCUCUUUUCGUUACUCGUUUAUCCGCCUAUUCGAGCAUUUCUUUUUCUUCUCUCUCUCUCUGUUAUCCUCUUUCGGCCCUCCUUAACCUCUUCCGGCCUCGUCGACCGUCUUAUCUAGUUUAGUAGCGGCUUGAAUGCGAUGCAGCUCCAAAGCCAAACAGUGAGAGUAUACGAAUUUAAUCUCGCGGCACAUCGUUGAGUUACUCGAACGGUCGACAGGGGGCGCUAUGUAGUUUAAUCGGCAGAAAGAGAGAGAGAGAAGAGAGAAUCGGUGGAAGAGAAUACGGAAGAGACGAGACGAGACGCGUCUCGUCGUCGAGAGGUGGAGCGAGACGGAUCGAGAGGGUGAGUGGCAAGCGUGGAGGGGGCGUACUGUGCGGGGGAGGGGGAACCGAGUGUCGACGGAGCAAGCGAGAGAAGUCGGUUAUCGCUUGGGAGAGGGGGACGCCGCGUGAAAGACAAGGAGGGAAAGCAGCGCGCGUUCCUCGUCGCCACGUAGAGGCACCGUGGAAGAGUGUGCGCGCGCGAGUGAGACGGUGAUCGUUCGAAGGAAGAGAGGGAAUGAUAGUGGAAAAGAGAAGGAGGAGAAACGAUGGCUGGUGGAAGCGAGAAAGAGUAAUAGGGAGGGAGCGACAGAGAGAGACGGGAAAGUCAUCGGUGGAAGGAAGAGAGGCCGAUGGUGAAAGAGAGAGAGGAAAGGAGGCGAACGAGCGAGUAAGAGACGGAGGACGGUACAGAGUGGCGGUACACGGGGCGCGAGAAAAGCGGUAGUGUGCCGUGGACCACCGCACUGGCAUACCGUGGUUCGUUACGAUCCCCUUCGUACGUCGCUUCGUACCGAACCUCGCAGUCAUCAGCGAAGUCACAUUUCGGCUAGUGCUAGUGCAGUGCGGACAGAGUCGGAGCGGUUGCUUCGGUCCUUUUAAAAAAGAACGACCGAGUUUCCGAGACGAGACGCACGAGGCCCCGGGCCUGGUGACCGAUUCAGAAUAUCAUAAUAUCGCACGAUAUCAUAUCGAUAUACGAGAUAAGAGGAGAGGUGUUCCGCGAGGGAGAGAUCGUCGCGUGCCGGCCGACCGAACGUCGACGGGCGCGCACGCGGUAGAGAGAGACCCAUAGCCAGUUUUAUAGCCCGUCUUAUUACCCCGGUUUAUUGCGUCGUAACGGUUUAACGAUCAUCGCCCGUUUCCACCACCUACACCGCCGGUUCACUUCUCUUGCCGGUAGCGGUAACCAUAACAAGCUCAUAAAAGCCCCCGCCGCUGCCAUGAGUCCCAUUCCGAAUUAUACUCGUACGGCCUAUUGACAUUGACACUCUUGGGUGCAACCGCUUAUACCUACCGAUGACUUUUAUGACCUCUUAAAACGGUUUAAUGCCUGUUUGCUUGUCCCUUGUCGACGCUGUCACCUGUCGCCACCCGCGUCAAACAGCGUAUCGGUGUUUAGACGCGACGCGCCUACCUCUCGCUUUUUGGCGCCAACUGCUACCGGAACACGGACUCGGAACUACCACGAUCAACUCGUUCAACUCCUCGUUCUUCCGUGGGACGAACGGUGGAUCUCGAACGGUGAACGGACCUUUUUGAACAAAACUCGGGGGAAAACGCGACGAGAAAAAUAUCGCGCGGAGCAUGGACUCUUAAUAUUGUUCGCGAUUAAAAAAAAAAAAAAAACUUAUUUUUCCAUCCUCUCCGUCCUCUCGACAGAUUAGACCGAGAACAAUAUAGAAUAACGAGAAGAGAAAUCGUUUCGAACGAGGCCUCAUUCAUCGCAAUUCGAUCGCGAGUUAUAUAUUUUUUUCAUCGAGUGGCGGUGUUUCAGUGCAAGUGAUCCAAAAUACCCGGGAUAAUGAACUCGUAUUUUGAGCAGACUGCGGGUGGCUUCUACGGAAGCCACCACCAUCAGACAGGAGCCGCCAGUCAGCAUCAUGAUCCAGCCACGGCAGCCGCCUAUCGAAGUUUCCCCCUCGGCCUCGGUAUGUCACCGUACGCGUCCACCCAACACCAUCAUCACACCUCCUCGUCGUUGGGCAUACACCCGGGCGGUGGGACGAACACGAGGCCGCCCCAGGAUUCGCCGUACGAUGCGAGCGUCGCGACGGCUUGCAAGCUUUAUUCGACGACGCCCGAGGCAACUGGCCACACGACAUCCUCGUAUUCGACCACAGCGGCCAAGGACUGUAAGCAACAGGAUCAAGCAUCGGCGCAUCAGAACGGUUACGCCGCAGUGAUGGCAGCUGCCGCCGUCAAGGACGUGUGGCAAUCGGCUACCUCGGGGGCGAACAGCCAGAGCAAUUCGGUGGUUCGCCCAUCGGCGUGCACCCCGGAAGGGACGAGGGUUGGUAGCUACGGUGGUCUCGUAGGCGGCGAUCCGGCAUCGAGUCCUGGCAACAACAGUUCCUCGAGGUCCCUCACGUCGUCCUGGAACACCUGCAGUUUGAACUCGUCCGCGAGCCAACCGGUUGCCACGCAACUACAUCAGCAACCCACCAACCAUACGUUCUACCCCUGGAUGGCUAUAGCAGGUAAGGAAGAUAUUGCUAAGCCACAUUGGACAUGGUUGCAAGGAGCGAACGGAAUGCGCAGGCGCGGCCGCCAGACCUAUACGCGCUACCAGACGCUCGAACUGGAGAAGGAAUUCCACACGAACCACUACCUCACCAGGCGGAGGCGGAUCGAGAUGGCACACUCGCUCUGCCUGACGGAACGGCAGAUCAAGAUCUGGUUCCAGAAUCGGCGGAUGAAGCUGAAGAAGGAGAUACAGGCGAUCAAGGAGCUGAACGAACAGGAGAAGCAGGCGCAGGCGCAGAAGGCAGCGGCAGCAGCGGCCGCGGCUGCGCAUCAGCAGCAAGCGGCCGGUGGGGGACCGGAGGGGGCCAACUAGGGGUACGCCCUGCACCGGAGCCCCCCUGACCACCCCACCACCAAUCCACACCACCCUCUGCUAGCACCGCAAUGUACACAGCUAUAUUAAAGGUGAGUGGCAGGCUGCAUCCACUGUCUCUGUAAUGCCAAAUAGAUGGUCGAUGUGCGUAUCUGUCGAUCGUCAAUUUAUCGGUUGCGGCGAAUCGGAUGCUGCACCCGGUGAGUGACGAACCCGCCUCCUGCUCCCUUCCACCUCCCCCCUCCCCCCGCGCCAUCGCCACCGCAACCGUCACACCACCCACCCACCUAUGGAGAAACCUCCUGUCAGCUCACUUUGACCAAUAAUCCCGCAGACCAAUCAGUAUCCAAGUGCACACAGUGACGUCCCCGGUACAAGCCUGGUAUUGUCGUAGUUCACCCUUUACCCCCUUCCUAUCCGUGGUCUUCCUCCCUCCCUCCCUGCUUUUGGCGCAGUAGUGUGUGUGUAGAUAGAGGGGGUGAGUUAUAUAUAUAUAUAUAUAUACGGAGUAUAGUUCCGCUCGUUAAAACAACCGAUCUCCGUCCCGUAUCUCGUUUACGAGCGUGAAAAGGCGAACAGGCGACGACGACGCGCUCUAUGAACAACAACAACAACGACACACGUUCGUAGAGACGACGAUCAUCGAGAAACUUUUUAACAUGUUACAUGUGUCCAGAUAUAUAAACGUUUCUCACGAUGUUUCCUCGGGUUUUUUAUCUCACUUUUUAUCUCACGGCAAAGGUGGUGGUGCGUUGGGAUGCGCGGCAAUCUCUCUCUACGAAGAAGAAAUACCUUAAAUACGUAAACGAAAUGGCUAAGAGUUUAAUAAUUGGUAAGUUGACGCUUGGGAAGCGAGCGCAAAGUAUCCACGAGCGUCCGCGGCGCUGCGGCGAUCGACACGGAUAUACGAACGAUUAGGAGGGGGGUCGAUUCGGCAGUUUUCGUCUCUAUCGACACGCGUCGUCUCAACGAAAAAUAAAAUAAUUAUUUUUCUCCUCUUUCGCGGAUCGAUAUAUUAUACAGAGAAAGAGAGAGAGAGAGAGAAAAGAAUAGAAUAUAUUUUGCCGAUAUACCGUUCUUCUUAUUUAAAAUUUAUUAUCUAGCAAUUGGUUUGAAAAUUAAAAUUAAUCCUUAAUCCUUUGAUUGUGGAAUCGAAUCUUUGAAUUCGUAUAUAUAUAUAUGCCAUGUAUGAUGCCGAUAUUAUAUGUCUUUCGUAAUUGAAGGAUUAAGAGGAUUAAAAUUAUAUACGAGGUUUUCUCGCUUAAAAAAUGAAAAAAAAAAAAAACUAUUUCGAUAAAAAAUAGCUAGAUAGGAAAAUUUUAAGUAAGGAGGAUCGACGAUAUGAUUUCACGAAUACCGCCAUUCCCUCCCCUCCCCUGUUUUUUUGUUAACUGUAGCGAUUUAUUUCGUUUUGUUUCGCUUGUUUGAUCGCAUACGCUCGCUGAUACCACGAUCCCUUCCAUAGCGUGUUAAUAAUGCUAACGACUGCUGUUGAUGUUAUGUUUUUGUUAAUUAUUAUUAUUAUUAUUAUUAUUAUUUUUUUUUUAUUAUUAUUAUUUGUCUGCGAAAACGACACGAGAACACGUUUCUAUCGUCGUCGUGUGCCUCGAUGUUUCUUUCGAGUAUUGAUCCUCUUUCCUGAAGAUAAGAAUAAAGGGGGAAAAAGAAAAACGGGAUAGCAAUAAUAUUAGAAUAUUUGUCUAUGACAAUGUCCCGAUCUUUUUUUUUAUUCGGGGCACGAAAUAAAAGACGAUAAAAACGUGUUUCUUUCGAUCGGUACAAAAUAUAUAUGUUGAUGUUCGAUAAUUUUGUUAAAUAUUAUAUAUUAUAGAGAAAAAAAAGAAAAAAAAACGUUUAUGCGAUGCGUACAAGCGCGCCUCCUAUAUACCAGACAGCCGAGAAAGAGAAAUGGUAGUAAGACGGCGCAUGCGCGGUUUUUCUCUUUACGAGUCGAAUGUAACCUUUAUACGCCGAACGCGAACGUGUAAAGGAAAAAGUAAAAAGUAAAAAGUAAAAAAAAAAAAAAAAAAAAACAUUAAAGAUACACAGAUUCCUUCCUUUCUUCCGUACUUUCUUUUUUUUUUCUUUCUUUCACUGUGUUCGUUUAUAAUAAUUUCUCUCUCUAUCUGUGAAUCGUUUCGAAUCGUUCCAAACGAACAAAUCGAACGAAACUCCGAUAGACACUUUUAACAUCAUUACAUUGUACGUACCUACUUAGUACCUAUGAACGCCUACCCAGACACAAAGUGUGCGUGGCGCUAUCCUAAGGCAGUAAAACACAACUAUUCUAGUUAAUGAAUGUAUACGAAUAGCCGCUAAGAGACACGCAAGAAUAAUAGGUAAACGCAGUAUUUCUAAGAGGAAUGUAAUGUUAAUAAUUAUUUAUUUUGUGGAUCUCGGUGAAACGGGAAGAAUAAACGGAAAAAUAAAAACUGAUAAAAAGUAAUAAUAAAAAAAAAGAGACGAAGUUAGAACGCGCGAAAAAAAAUUAUAUAUAUAUAUAUAUAUAAAUAUAUAUGAAUAGAAUGAAUACACAUUCGUCGCUCUGCUGUGCUGUAAAAUGUUUUUAAACUAUGGAUUUUUUUUAUAGGCAAAUAGGCCUAUAUCUCUUAGGGAUAGGCGUAUCCAUGCGUAGUGGUAGCCGCAUCAUCACUAUCAUCGUCAUUAUCAUCAUCAUUAUCAUCAUCAUUAUCAUCAUUGUCAUUAUCAUUAUCGUUAUCGUUAUCAUUACCAUCAUUAUCAUCAUCAUCAUUUUUUUCACUGUAAACGUUAAUAAUUUCUUUUUCCCGCGAUGAUGGCGACAUAAGAACGAAAGGAAAAAAACGGAUAUCUAUCAAGGCAAACACACAGCAUCCUCUUUUGUAAUAUAAUUCUAGAAUAUCGGUUGUUUACCAAUUUGGAUCCUGAUUGUAUGUAUACCCGCGAGAGCGGCCAGGGCCGCAUCUGCUGCCUAUGCGUGGAAACCACGUGUUGUAAAACGACGUGUAUAAAAAAAAAAAAAAAAAAAGAAAAAAAAAGGAGACGAUUUUUGUCUCUCUCUCUAGGGGGCGGUUGCUGCUCUGAACGCUGAUUGUAAUAUUACCUUGAUUAUACGAUUACUAAGGAAAAAAAAGGAACAAAAUAAAUGCGAUGUAAACUUGA